Messenger RNA from Thalassophryne amazonica, 897 nucleotides. RefSeq names its product erythrocyte band 7 integral membrane protein-like. Lineage: Eukaryota; Metazoa; Chordata; Actinopteri; Batrachoidiformes; Batrachoididae. The transcript has 7 exons. Bases 1 to 897 code for a protein of 298 amino acids. Gene Ontology annotation, cellular component: plasma membrane. The record is from RefSeq and is a predicted model, not a curated record.
AUGGAGAGGAUUCGGCUGCGUCCAGAGCUGGACACAGCCGAAUCCUCUCGGUGUGCGACAGGAACCCGGGAACAGGUGCUCUCCUGCUUCUUGCAGAGUCCUGAUGGCGUCUUGAGCUGCUGUGAUUGGUUCUUGGUGCUUCUCUCCUACCUCAUGUUGCUGUUCACUCUGCCCCUCUCCAUAUGGAGGUGCUUUAAGGUCAUUCACACGUAUGAGCGGGCUGUGAUCUAUCGCCUGGGACGCGUUUGGCGAGGAGGAAACAGAGGACCAGGGUUGGUCUUCGUCCUGCCGUGGACGGACACGUUGAUGAGAGUCGACGUCCGCACCAUCACCUUCAACAUCCCACCACAGGAGGUUGUGACUGAAGAUCUUGUCCGGGUGUGGACUGAUGGUGUGAUCUGCUACCGGGUCCAGAACGCCGCCAAGUGUGUGACCAACGUCAGCGACGUGCACGUGGCAAUCCGGCUGUUGGCUCAGACCGCUGUGAGGAAGGUCCUGAGCACAAUGAGCCUGCGUGACAUCCUGUCAGAGCAGGAAGAGGUCACCUCCAUCAUACAGUCCACUCUGGAGGCCACCAUGGAGGACUGGGGGAUCCAGAUCCAGCAGGUGGAGAUCAGGAUGUCCAACUGUCCCCAGCAGCUGCACAACUUUGUGGCAGACAAGGUGGCGGCUGUAGAGGGACACCUGAACUCACCGCUGAUGCAGAAGGAGGCGGCUGUGACUGGAGAGACUGCAGCAGCACCGAGGCUGCGCUACCUGCAGACCCUCCAAAACAGCAGUUUCUUUGGUGGACUUGUCGCUCGGGGGGAGUAUAGAAGUGCAAUGUCCACACAUGGCACAGCUUAUGCUCCCCCACCUGUACCCAGUAACGCCUGCCAUGUUAGACUGCCAGUCUGA